Molecule: messenger RNA, 925 nt
Organism: Tarenaya hassleriana
Lineage: Eukaryota; Viridiplantae; Streptophyta; Magnoliopsida; Brassicales; Cleomaceae
Product: monothiol glutaredoxin-S15, mitochondrial-like
Exons: 7
Coding region: 204-713 (169 amino acids)
Source: RefSeq, a predicted model, not a curated record
CCUAACAAGCCGAUGUUCCUUGCUACGGACUUCGUCUUCCUCUCGUAACCAAAAAACCCCCACGGAAGAGACGUCCUACAAGUUAACCCAUCACGAAAUUUCUUCCUUUUUCUUGUUUGUUUUCCCGGAAAAUUCUCUAAAGUCUCGAGCUUGAAAGAUCUCUCUUGAAUUUCUUUGACUGUCACGAGCUGUGCGGUUCAGCGAUGGCAGCUUCUCUGUCGAGCAGACUUCUCAGGCGACUCGGUGGUAUCCAAGCUGCUCGUUCUGGCGGAUUUGCAUCUGCACUGUUCUAUGAAAAUGGCAUGAGAUGCUUCUCCACCGUGCCCAAUGAUCCCGACACACAUGAUGAUUUUAAGCCUACGAACAAAGUCACAGGUUCCGCCCAGUCAUUAAAGGACAUAGUUGAGCAGGAUGUGAAGGAAAAUCCAGUGAUGAUCUACAUGAAAGGAGUCCCCGAAUUUCCUCAAUGCGGGUUCAGCUCGCUAGCCGUGAGAGUUCUGCAACAAUAUGAUGUUCCCAUCAGUGCUAGGAACAUACUAGAAGAUCCAGAACUGAAAAAUGCUGUGAAAGCCUUCAGCCAUUGGCCAACGUUUCCGCAGAUCUUCAUCAAGGGCGAGUUCCUCGGUGGCUCGGACAUCAUUCUGAACAUGCACAAGAACGGUGAACUGGAGGAGAAGCUUAAGGAAAUCUCUGGGAACCAGAAAUCUCGGUAAGUUGAAGAUCCAUGGAGUUCAGUUCACUUCCUUGUCGUCUCGCUGUUGUUCAGAAGAGGCUGAAGUUGCUUUUGAUGCAAGUUAUGUUUCUUGUCCCCCCGUGUAUGUGAUUCGUUCAUUGCAAUAAUGUUUCAAACUCUCGUAUUUCUUGUGAAGAAAUGACUUGCAAAAAGAAUAAAAAAAGGAUUGCAUAACAUAGAACUCGUUAUUCA